UGAUUACUACAGUACGAGACCGCAAGUCACCGACUCUCUGUAUAUCUGUCUUCUGGGGAAACAAUCACAUCAGCAACCAGUUUUCAGAAAGGGAUAAAAUGUUGUUACACAUCUCUCUUUGAAAGUGAACAAGCGAUUUGUUGACAUUUCGCUGCAAGACACUUUCGUAAACAUUUCUUCAAGCAGUCAGUCGCUCGGAUUUGUACAAAUGGCAAAGCGAAGUACUUUAUUUAUCAGAAUUGUUGAAGCGAAGAAUUUACCUGUUAAAGACAUCACCGGGAGCAGUGACCCAUACUGCAUUGUAAGGAUUGACAAUGAGGCCAUCAUCAGGACAGCAACGAUUUGGAAGACACUGUCACCGUUCUGGGGCGAGGAAUACAACGUUCACCUUCCCCCAUCUUUUCACACCGUUUGCUUCCACGUUCUGGACGAGGAUUCUCUGAGUCGAGAUGAUGUCAUCGGAAAGGUGUCCAUUUCCAAGGAGGCUCUGACCGCCAAACCGCAAGGUAUAGAUGGGUGGGUGAACCUGACGGAAAUCGACCCAGAUGAGGAAGUGCAAGGGGAGAUCCACCUCCAGAUCUCGGUGCAAGGGGACGGAGACGUCCCCAGAGCUCUGCGAUGCCGCGUCUUCGAGGCCAGAGACCUGGCCAAAAAGGACCGCAAUGGAGCAUCGGACCCCUUUGUUAGAGUACGCUACAACGGCAAAACUCACGAGACUGCGGUUGUAAAGAAGUCCUGCUAUCCUCGCUGGAAUGAAAGCUUUGAGUUUGAACUGGACGAGCUGCCCAAUGACACCCCUCUAACCGUGGAGGUUUGGGACUGGGACCUGGUCAGUAAAAAUGACUUCCUGGGAAAGGUUUUAUUCAACAUCAACAGACUGCAGUCGGAACGACCGGAAGAGGGCUGGUUCCGCCUGGGCCCAGAGAAACCCAAACACAGCCAGUAUGAGAGCACCCUGGGAUCCCUGCGGCUGCAGCUCAGACUCCGAGAUGAGACCGUUUUGCCUUCCAGCCACUACCAGCCUCUUGUGGAGCUGCUGUGCCAGUCGGUGGGCACCUGUUUCAACGGUAACUGGCCAGACCUAAUGAUGCUAAUUGAUGAGACCACUACAGCUGAAAGCCGACAGGAAGUGGCUACAAACCUCGUCAAGCUCUUCCUGGGCCAGGGGCUGGUGAAGGAGUUCCUGGAUGUUUUGUUCAAGCUGGAGCUGGAUAAGACCAGUGAGCCCAACACCCUCUUCCGUAGCAACUCCCUGGCAUCCAAAUCCAUGGAGUCCUUCUUAAAGGUGGCAGGCAUGCAGUAUCUUCACCGGCUUCUCGCCCCCACCAUUAACCGUAUUUUCGAGGAGAAGAAGUACGUCGAGCUGGACCCCAACAAGGUGGAGCUGAAGGAGGCGGGGUGUGCCGGGCUCCACCGAACGCAGACGGAGACCGACGUGAUCCAGCAGAGUGCCAUGCACCUCCAGUCCUACCUCACUGACCUGGUGCACGCCAUCAUCCAGUCUGCCUCUUACUGCCCCGUAGCCCUGUGCCAGGCCUUCUGCCAGCUCUACCAGCGCGUCCAAGAGCGAUUCCCUGGCAAAGAGUAUCGGAAGGUGAAGUUCAUUGCUGUAACCAGCUUCCUGUGUCUACGGUUCAUCUCUCCGGCCAUCAUGUCUCCCAAGCUGUUCCACCUGAGAGAAAAGCAUGCUGAUGCCCGCACCAGCCGUACCCUCCUUCUGCUGGCUAAGGCCAUCCAAACCAUCGGCAAUCUGGACACCCUGGCCUGCUGCUCCAAGGAGCCUUGGAUGGUGCCUCUGCAGCCUGUUAUCCUGCAGGGCAUCACCCAUCUGAAGGACUUCAUCACCCGGCUGGUCAGUUAUGAGGAUGAGGGAGACCUGGGUCUACAGACACGGAUGAGUCUCCAGUGUGGCACUAUGGAGAAGGAAGGCUUCCUUUUGCUCCACAGGACCAAGGACAAGUGCAUGCUGAUGACCUCACCCUUUAAGAAGUAUUAUGUCACCCUCGGCAAAGGCACCCUGUCCUACGCUCGCACCCAACACUCCAAGAAGAGCUCCUUCAUUUCGCUGCCGAAGAUCCGGGCGGUGGAGAAGGUGGAGGAGAAGAGCUUCGGAAGCUCCAAUGUCAUGCAGAUCAUCUCCAGCGAGGACAGCGGGCAGAUGGAAACCCUCUAUUUGGAUUGCAAGAGUGUGAAUGAGCUAAACCAGUGGCUUUCAGCAUUAAGGAAAGCCUGCAGUCGCAACACAAAAACCAUGAACUCCUAUCACCCGGGGGUUUACAAGGGAGACAAAUGGAGUUGCUGCCACCAAAAGGACAAAACCGACACAGGAUGUGAUAAAACAAGACACGGAGUCACCCUGCAGGAAUGGUAUGACCCCCUGGACCCUGAUUUGGAAUCCCAACUCAUUUAUCGACAUCUUUUGGGAGUCAGAAUAGCAAUGAGGGACAAGUACUUAGAGAUGACCAAAGCUGAUGGAGGCAAUGGAAAAGUUUCAGUGGCAGGUCAGGAGAAGUUAGAUGGGGUUGCCAGGUUCUUCAAAGUCCUGUUGGACCUGCAGGACACCCAUAGUGCUGUGGAGGUGGCAGAGCGAUCAAAGAAUAAAAACUUCCUCCUGGAGCUCCAGACGUAAAAGACUGAGGGGCACGUGUUCUCAAACUACUGCCAGCCUGACCCCAAAUCACACAGGCACACACUCACACACACGCCUUCAAUGCCUCCACAAAGCCCUGCCCAUCUUCUGAUGCUCAGUACUCACGGUUCACUGCAGCUGUGACACUUUGGGACCAGGCAGGCCGGCUAGCGUCUACAGCCUCCACAUUCGUUCUGUUUUACUGUUCUGUUUUGGCUCUGUGCGUAUUCUCAGUUACCACUGUGUGGGAGGUGAAGAUGUUCCUGUCCAGUUUUUGCCCGUAGGCAUCCCUUUAAUGAUAGCAACACAGCCCCAAUGUCUCCAUGAUGAUAUAUUGUGUGUAAUUUUAUAAACUUUUGAUUCAUGUGGGACCAAAAUGAUCAAUUCUUACCAUGUUUACAUGAACUGAUUUUUCUAUUGUGCAGUUCCCAGUUACACAAUGAUCUUUCUGGUAUUCUGGAAAGGAUAUAUGUGAGAUAUGUCAUUUUUGCUUUUUUGGGGGAGAAAUUACCUCUUGAUCUGCACAGAAAUUGUCAGUUUUGCAUACACAGCAGUAUUUACACUUGUAA
Messenger RNA from Conger conger (European conger), 3198 nucleotides. RefSeq names its product RAS p21 protein activator 4 (gene rasa4). Lineage: Eukaryota; Metazoa; Chordata; Actinopteri; Anguilliformes; Congridae. The transcript is spliced from 21 exons. Bases 209 to 2629 code for a protein of 806 amino acids. Gene Ontology annotation, biological process: intracellular signal transduction; regulation of GTPase activity. The record is from RefSeq and is a predicted model, not a curated record.